ACUUUUGGAAUUUUAUGCUUAAUGCUUUCUAUCUUUAGCAACACAAGUGUUUUUCCUGAUAUAUUGGUUUGUCUCACAUUUUCUGUCUAUUUUCAAUGUCCUUCAUUGCCAUUUUCAGUGUUAACUGUUAAAGUGUUUCAGCUCUCAACCAUUUUCGUAUCGGCUUCUGUUUCAAAUGGGUGGAAGAAGAGGAGUGUGCACAGCAUGGGAGGAAGACAUUUACUGGACACAUUUUCAGUUUAUCCAUUUCACCCAAUUUCUCCGCUCUGAUUUUGAUCAACAACUUGCAAUUCCCAAAACAUUUUCUGACAAUAUAAAGAAAAACUUGCCUGAAAGUGUGACCCUAAAAGGACCUGGUGGAGUGCUGUGGAAUAUAGAGUUGACAACUAGAGACCAUACCUUGUACUUCACGCGCGGUUGGCAACAAUUCGUGAAAGAACACUCUUUGAAAGAAAAUGAUUUCCUUGUCUUUAAGUACAACGGUGAAUCGUUGUUUGAGGUUUUAAUCUUUGAUGGCAAGAGUUUAUGUGAGAAAGCAGCUUGUUAUUUUGUUCGAAAAUGUCAGCAUGCCGCCUAUAAGGAACAGGGGGGUGGAUGGUCUAACAAGAAAAGGGACUCAGAUAAUUCUGUUGAAGAAGUUAAGACUCCUAAUGGUGUUGAUGAAGGUGUUUCACCUGAGAAAUCUUUGCAUCUUAACAGUAUCCGAGUGCCACUUGCUGUGCCUAUCGAAACUACUAAUGGCAAGACUUCUAAUGCUGGUAUUGAAUCUGCUUCCGCCGCCGAGCAAUUCAUGUCUGAUGCAGUCACUGACACCGAGCCAAAAACUGGUCCCUUCCAAACAACGGGUAAACGGACGAGGAGGCCACCAAAAACUGUUUAUGCCGAUACACCUGUCCCUAUCAAAAAGAGAGGAAGACCAUCAAAAACCGCUAAUUCUCACGAAAGAGCUCGUAAUUGUGUGUCUGGUGCUGAACUCUCUCCCAAGGUUUCUCCAAAGGUUGGAUCUGGAACCAAGGAACUAUAUACUUCAAAUAGAAGGCCUGUCACAAAAAAUGAGAUUGAAAAUACUCUUCAGUUGGCCCAGGCAACAUGUGCCGCAGACACGUUACUUGUAACCAUGCGACCCACGCAUGUAUACAAGAAAUUCUUCGUGUCAUUCCCUAACAAGUGGAUAAUAAACCAUCUUUCUCCGUCAUCUCAAGAAGUGAUAUUACGCAUGGGUGAGAGUGAAUGGCUUGGGAAAUACUUCUAUUAUAAUAUUCGUAACAGUGGAGGACUUACCGGUGGGUGGAAAUAUUUUGCGCUAGAAAAUAAUCUUGAAGAGUUUGAUGUGUGUUUGUUUAAGCCUGCUGGUUAUAUGGACAAAACUUUGAUCUUAGACAUUACCAUUUUUAGAGUAGUUGAGGAGAUUACUCCUCUCACUGCUGUGAAUUCACCUGGAAAGAAGAGGUCAAGUAAGAAAACACCAACCGAGGUGAAAUCUCAGGGAAAGAGGAGGUCAAUUAAGAAAACACGAACCGGUGCUGUCCAAACAGAACUCGAGUCCGUUGAACCACUUACCAGUGCUGUCUAAACAGAACUUGAUCGUCCGAAGAAAGUUUCAUCGUUAGAAUUAUGCAAUAGUAUAUGUUAAUAGUUGUGUUGGGGUGUGUAAUAUGAAAUGUGUUUGUAUUUUGGAUGUUAUGUUGGAUUGUUUAACUUGUUCAAUCUUCUGCUUCUACCUACGUAAUUCACAUAUGUAAACUUUCUACUGCAACAGCUAGACUUUUUAAGGCUCAA
Messenger RNA from Vicia villosa (hairy vetch), 1779 nucleotides. Its product is annotated as B3 domain-containing protein REM16-like. The record is from RefSeq and is a predicted model, not a curated record. NCBI's taxonomy places the organism in Eukaryota, Viridiplantae, Streptophyta, Magnoliopsida, Fabales, Fabaceae. The coding region runs from base 176 to 1573 and encodes 465 amino acids. Gene Ontology annotation, molecular function: DNA binding. The transcript has 4 exons.